This is a messenger RNA of Vespa crabro (European hornet), 951 nucleotides long. Its product is annotated as numb-like protein. The coding region runs from base 1 to 951 and encodes 316 amino acids. The record is from RefSeq and is a predicted model, not a curated record. NCBI's taxonomy places the organism in Eukaryota, Metazoa, Arthropoda, Insecta, Hymenoptera, Vespidae. The transcript is spliced from 2 exons.
AUGAGUUCUUUAGGUAGAGUAAUCAGCGGGCGUGGGAGGGAUACCCAUGCCACGGCGGUGUUAGGUGGUGAUAGGGCAGGCCACCCUCCGUCGUCAUCCAACGACUGCCAGGAGCUCGGGGUAGGCAACCUGGCCCCAGCUCUGGUUUCUGCGUCAGGAAGGGCAUCACAGGUAGGCGACCUGGCCUGUGGUGUAUCUAACAUGCCAGGAAGUUCAAGGCCUGAGGAGGAAAAUUUGGAGGAAUGGCAAAAGGUUGCCAGGGCCAAAUACAGGGUGCGGCUUUCCGGACAGAGGUCUCCUAUUUGCUUUGGGAGGAGUAAGCGGACGAAGCCUAUAACCUACUCCUCUGAAGAAGAGGAGACAGGAGCUGACGUGGUUGGGUGGAGUACGGAAUUCCCGACAGUGGCCCAACUACCUCAGGUGGAGACAUGCAGGCUAUUGGAGAUUGCAACGAGGCAUAUCCAGAUAAGUGACGCCGAGAGGAGGAAGUGCGGUAAUAUCAAGCGAUCUGUCUCGGGGAAGAUGAAGAACUCCAAUAGCUACGUAGUGAAGAUCCACCAAACACUACAGGACAGAUUUAAGUCAGGAGAUGGGGACUCUCCGUCAGUACAGGAGGCAAUGGUGCAGCUGAAGGCUGAACUGAGGGUCAUGGGACUGCGGAACAAGGAGAUGGCAGAGGAACUUGCCCUCCUUAAGAAGGAGAGGGCGAAGGAACCAAGACCAGUUGCUACGAGGAGCGAAUCAACGACUCCGGAGGUUCAGCAGCUGAUUGAGUCGAUCAAGCUGAUGACGGAGGCGUUUCGCUGUAAUCAGCAACACCCGCAGCAGCCGCAACAACAGCAGCAACAGCUGCGACAGCAUCCGCAACAACAACAGCAGCAGCAGUACUUGGCCGAAAGGAGAGACGGGCCCAGAGGAGGGAGGCGAACCCACCCCCCCGAGCUGCACUAA